CUCUGUCACUCAUGAGAUGCUCCAUCACUCAGGAGACAACGCUUCAUCACUUGUGAGGUGCUCUACCACCCGUGAGACAACACUCCAUCACUCUUGAGAUGCUCCAUCACUUGUGAGAUGCUCCACCACUUGUGAGACAAUACUCUGUCACUCAUGAGAUGCUCCAUCACUCGCAACAGACUCCAUCUCCCGUGAAAUGCUCCACCACCUGUGAGACGCUCCACCACCUGUGAGGUGCUGCACCACUUGUGAAAUGACGCUCUGUCACGGUUGAGGUGCUCCACCACUCGUGCAAUAACACUGCAUCAACUCGUGAGUUGCUCCAUCGCUCACAAGACGCUCCACCACUCCUCACAGGCAGCUCCCCGGUCACCGUGGGGAAGGAACAAGGGGCUACGUGGCUCUGCCAAGGGGCAGCAUGCUUGGGGUGCUGGGAUGCAGUUUGUGGAGCAGCUGGUGGAUCCAGCCGGUGGUUCCUGGCCUCCUGCCGCCCGGGGGAUGGCAGGGCCGGCUCUGGGCACUGACGUACGUUUGUGACGAUGUGAGCAAUAACAAAGUUCUUCAUCUGGCCGCCCGCAGCUCUGGCUGUACCGCCCCUGCGGGGAGGGGUAUGGCCCUCGCCGGUCCCCUGGGGGCCGUGGGAAGCGCCGGCUCCUGUGCUGCGCAGAGAGGAGCCGCAGACACCGCUGGGACUGCAGACCAGGCAUGACCACGCUUGGCAUGGGGCUCCGGCUCCCGCUGCGCCGGAGCGCCAGCUUCACCCCCGACCACCCUGCCCUCAUGGAGGUGCCUGGCCCCACCGCCCUGAAGGUGGAAGCAAACGUCCUCGUUAUGGGAGCGGACAACGUGGGGAAAUCAGCUCUGACUGUGCGUUUCCUCACUCGGCGCUUUAUCGGGGAGUACGGAGACAUGGAAUUCAUCUACAGCCACAACCUGACCGUGGAUGGCCGAGAGAUUCUCUUCCAUAUCUGGGACGUCCCCAAUUCCCAGGAGCAUGCAGAGGAGGGCUCCUCGGAGGAGAAGCGAAUCCAGUGGGCAGACAGCUUUGUCCUGGUCUACAGCAUCUGUGACCGUGCCAGCUUCAACAUCCUGCCUCUCAAAAUCCAGUUCAUCAAGGCGGCCAAGGAGGGGCAGAAUCAGGAGAAGGUGCCCAUCGUGAUUGUGGGCAACAAACGGGACCUGCACCACCAACGAGUGGUGUCCAGCGAGGAGGGCCGGCUCCUGGCCCUCUCUUUAGACUGUGGUUUCUACGAGGUCUCUGCAGCUGAGGCUUAUCAUGGGGCCCUCAUGGUCUUCCACGGACUGGCCGAGCGCAUCCCUGACACCAAACUGGCGCUGAAAAAGGGUACGGGGAUUCGUGGCAUCGUCAAGACCGUGUCGGCCGUGUUUGCCCGUAAGCGAACGGACUCCCUCUGACCUAUGGCAUGGGUGUUGCUUCUCUCUGUGCUGCCCGGCUGGACCAAGCCUCCUCCCUGCGUGCCCGUGGAGAUGGUGUGUGUGUUUCCCUAUGUACGAUGGGUCCUUCUCACGUUGGGGUCUGGGUGUCCUGCCACACACAGACAGUGCUGUGGACUGUAGUGCCUUCCUCUUGGCUCCAUGAUGGGACAGAAUCUCUACUCUUUGCUGUGCCAGCUUUUUAGGUGCCUCCUGCUUUCUCCUUCCAUCCUCCAACACUGGAAACCACCAGGUGAUUUUGCCACCGCUCCAGGCAGCAUCAUCCCCAGCUCCUUCAGCAGGAGCUGCCUGUGCUGGUGGUGAGCAGGGAGGACAUGCUGCUUCUGCCUGGCUGCCUGGCUCCUCAUCCUUCUGCUCCUACCCUGGCAUCCUUAUUCCUGUUGAACACUCAUCAGGGUCCUCUCUGGUAACCCUGGAGCAUCUGUGAGCUGACAAGGUGGGGGUCUCUCUGCCAGGUUCCCACAUGUGGAUCACCAUGUCUGAGUGUCCCGGAGCCCAAGGCACUGGCCAACCCUGGAAAACCUUGGUGAGGGCUGACACCUCCCAUCCCACCCACCUUGCUUUAGAACCAUUGUGUCCCUGGUCCUUUCUCCUACAGCUUCCAGCGAUUGCAGCUGUUUCCCUUGUCCAAGCAUGGGAAAAACCAGGCGUGUGGCUCGUUCCCAGGAUGGGGAAUCGCACCAUACGCCUUCCCGAGCCACUCCUUCCGUAAGGCUGCCUGUCCCGGGGGAGGGAGGGAGGUGGGAAAAGGGGUUGUCGGGCUCAUCACUGAACCCUUCUGCUGCUGGGAGGUUUGUCUCUGCCUCUCCCCAGACCCUUCCCCUGGUGUGCCUGGGAAAGCAGCGUGUUGGAAGAGGGUUUGUGUGCAGCACGGACCCUGAUUUCUCUGCUGUGUUCUUCUGGAAAUGCAAUAAAUUGUC
Messenger RNA from Calidris pugnax (ruff), 2375 nucleotides. RefSeq names its product ras-related and estrogen-regulated growth inhibitor-like protein. Gene Ontology annotation, molecular function: GTP binding; GTPase activity. NCBI's taxonomy places the organism in Eukaryota, Metazoa, Chordata, Aves, Charadriiformes, Scolopacidae. The record is from RefSeq and is a predicted model, not a curated record. The coding region runs from base 706 to 1416 and encodes 236 amino acids. The transcript has 4 exons.